Messenger RNA from Calidris pugnax (ruff), 736 nucleotides. Its product is annotated as protein transport protein Sec24B-like. Gene Ontology annotation, cellular component: endoplasmic reticulum exit site; COPII vesicle coat. Bases 138 to 698 code for a protein of 186 amino acids. NCBI's taxonomy places the organism in Eukaryota, Metazoa, Chordata, Aves, Charadriiformes, Scolopacidae. Gene Ontology annotation, molecular function: zinc ion binding; SNARE binding. Gene Ontology annotation, biological process: endoplasmic reticulum to Golgi vesicle-mediated transport; COPII-coated vesicle cargo loading; intracellular protein transport. The record is from RefSeq and is a predicted model, not a curated record. The transcript is spliced from 6 exons.
GAGAAAUUUAGGUCUUACUAGUUUAUUUUUUUUAAUGCUUCAGGCUGCCUGGAGACUCAAGAACAAGAAUAGGGUUCAUAACGUUUGACAGCACUGUUCAGUUUUACAACUUGCAAGAAGGUCUAUCUCAGCCUCAGAUGCUGAUUGUCUCAGAUAUUGAUGAUAUUUUCCUACCUACACCAGAUAGUUUACUUGUAAAUCUCCAUGAAAGCAAAGAGCUGAUCAAGGAUCUGUUGAAUGCAUUACCAAAUAUGUUCACCAAUACGAGAGAAACACACAGUGCGUUGGGCCCUGCUCUUCAGGCUGCCUUUAAACUGAUGUCUCCGACGGGUGGGCGGAUAUCUGUGUUCCAAACCCAGUUGCCAUCUUUGGGAGCAGGGCUCUUGCACUCCCGAGAAGAUCCCAAUCAAAGGUCAAGCACAAAGCAAUUACCAGUAAUAACAUCAAGCACAAUAGUGAGAUGCAGAUCCUGCAGGACAUACAUCAACCCUUUUGUUUCUUUCAUUGAUCAAAGGAGGUGGAAAUGUAAUCUCUGCUAUAGAGUUAACGAUGUUCCUGAAGAGUUUAUGUAUAAUCCUCUGACACGAUCUUAUGGAGAGCCUCACAAACGGCCAGAGGUCCAAAAUUCUACCGUGGAGUUCAUUGCUUCCUCAGACUACAUGAUGUGUCUCAUAAUGCAGUGGAGGCUGGAUAUUUGACAAUACUCUGCCAGUCAUUGCUGGAAAACCUAGACAAG